This is a messenger RNA of Micropterus dolomieu (smallmouth bass), 1892 nucleotides long. It is a transcript of the gene wash1, whose product is annotated as WAS protein family homolog 1. The record is from RefSeq and is a predicted model, not a curated record. Lineage: Eukaryota; Metazoa; Chordata; Actinopteri; Centrarchiformes; Centrarchidae. Gene Ontology annotation, cellular component: WASH complex; early endosome; recycling endosome. The coding region runs from base 146 to 1570 and encodes 474 amino acids. Gene Ontology annotation, molecular function: gamma-tubulin binding; alpha-tubulin binding. The transcript is spliced from 11 exons. Gene Ontology annotation, biological process: Arp2/3 complex-mediated actin nucleation; endocytic recycling; exocytosis.
GGCAACUUCCGCGUGGUCACGUGUCACAGGGACGCGGAAGUACUGAACCGUUGUUUUGCUAACAAGUAGCUUGGCUGCUAGGAACGAUAGCCUAGAUACCACUUAUUAUAUCUGUUCUGUAACUGGUAACCAGUAAACAACACCCAUGGUCAGGAUGACCCAGAAGCACUGCCUGGAGUGCCAGGUGUACUCAGUGCCUCUCAUCCAGUCAGACCUGAGGAGAGAGGAGGCUGUCCAUCAGAUAGCAGAUGCAUUACUCUACUUGGAGACCAUCUCUACAGAUAUUUUCAGAAGGGUGGGUGACAGUGUAGAGAAGAACCGCCGCCACCUGCAGAGCGUCACUGACCGGAUCAGACUAGCUCAGGCCCGUGUUGACAAGAUCAAAGGCAGUAAGAAGGCCACCAAGGUUUUUUCCAGUGCCAAGUACCCAGCCCCAGAUCGACUUCAGGAUUACUCAUCUAUCUUUACUGAGGCUACAGACCCCUCCUCACAAACCCGCCCCCGAUACAGGAUAGUUAAUAAACUUCGACCCUUUGAUGAGAAGGCCUUGCAGGAGAAGUUGAUGUAUUUCCCAGUGUGUGUGAGCAAUAAGAAGAAGUCUGAGGAUGAGACAGAGGAGGGGCUGGGCAGUCUGCCACGCAAUAUCUCAUCUGUCAGCUCCCUGUUGCUCUUUAAUACUACAGAGAACCUAUAUAAGAAGUAUGUGUUCCUUGAUCCUCUGGCGGGAGCUGUGACAAAAACACACACCACACUAGAGACAGAAAAAGAAGAGAAGCCAUUUGAUGCACCCAUGUCCAUUACGAAGAGAGAGCAACUGGAGAGACAGACAGCAGAGUCUUAUUUCUACAUGCCAGACCUGGGCCAGGUGCCCGAGAUAGAUGUGCCAUCCUACCUGCCUGACCUGCCAGGCAUCGCAGACGACCUGUCCUACAGCGCGGACCUCGGGCCUGGCUUCGCCCCGUCAGGAUCCACACACAACAUCCCUGAGCUGCCCUCAUUCUCAGAGGAGAGCAACGCACCUGGACCUCACUUCCAACCUAAUGUUGCACCUCCUCCGCCGCCUCCCCCUCCCCCUCCCCCUCCUCCUGAGCCCACCCUCGAUCCCGCCACUCCUGCAGGAGCCCCCCCUCCUCCACCUCCCCCACCUCCUCCGCCUGUUGACAGCCCUACAGAAGUCUCACGAGCACCAAGUUCAGGCCCUGUAUCUGGUGCUCCCAGCGAGGUCGUUCAGCCGUCAAACAGCCGUGCCAGUCUCCUGGAGUCCAUCCGCAACGCAGGAGGCAUCGGCAAAGCAAAGUUACGCAACAUCAAAGAGCGCAAGAUGGAGAAGAAGAAACAGAAGGCGCAAGAGCAAGCAGCGGGAGCAGCAUCUAGUGGUGGAGACUUCAUGUGUGAUCUCUUCAAUAAACUUGCCAUGCGAAGGAAAGGCAUAUCUGGUAAGGGUCCAGCAAGUGGGGAGUCAGGUGACUCUCCAGCUGGAACCGGCAGUGCAUUUGCCAGGAUGUCAGAUGUUAUCCCACCACUUCCUGCUCCACAUUCAACAACAGACGACGAUGACUGGGAAGCAUAACGUCAUGAACGAUGAACACUUAAAGCAUUGAUAAUGAAAGCAUUUGAUGGCCUUGAAUAACUUUGUGUACAAAGGACACCCACGAAAUUUUCCCUCUAACAGAAAUUUUCAGUGUGCAUUAGCUUCAUCAUAAUAGUAAUUGCAUUGGUUUGGCCAACCGGUUCAACAAAACAUCACUAAAAACUCAAAUUAUAAAACAAUUUAUUGAGAUUUGUAUUCAUUGUAAACAUUUUCAUAAAAAGCAGAUCUUAGAACACUCACUGCAAUCAUGAACAUUUUCACUAACAUCUUUUAAAAUAAAAGUAUUUUUUUUUGCAUUACA